Syngnathus typhle (broad-nosed pipefish) is the source of this 632-nucleotide messenger RNA. RefSeq names its product calcitonin gene-related peptide-receptor component protein (gene crcp). Gene Ontology annotation, cellular component: RNA polymerase III complex. Gene Ontology annotation, biological process: transcription initiation at RNA polymerase III promoter. Bases 75 to 500 code for a protein of 141 amino acids. Gene Ontology annotation, molecular function: nucleotide binding. The record is from RefSeq and is a predicted model, not a curated record. The transcript is spliced from 6 exons. NCBI's taxonomy places the organism in Eukaryota, Metazoa, Chordata, Actinopteri, Syngnathiformes, Syngnathidae.
GCUACUACGGAACUAAACAUCUCAGGUCGUUUCGCGCGGACUUAUUUUUGUAAGGCACCGACACGCCUGGCAACAUGGAAGUGAAAAACGCUAACGCUGCCAUGCUCAGCAACUAUGAGGUCUUCCAGCUGCUAACUGACCUGAAGCAAGAGAAGAAGGACAGCGGCAAGAGCAAACACAGUGCCGGGCAGCAGAAUCUGAACACCAUCAUGUAUGAGACGCUCAAGUACUUGUCCCAGACGCCGUGCAGCCGCCAGCAUCCUGAGAUGCUCAAGGCCUUUCUGUCCACCAUGAUGCGGCACAAACUCACAAAGGCUGAGAAGCUGCAGUUACUCAAUCACCGACCACAGACUGCCGUGGAGAUGCAGCUGAUGGUGGAGGAGAGCGAGGAGCGUCUGUCAGAGGAACAGAUCGAGGAGCUCAUCCAGAUCAUUUCAGAAAUUCUACCCGGCGAUCCGGAGCAGGAAGUAGCAGCGACUGCCGAUGGGGAGGCGGCAUGAACUCCUCCAUCUGAAUCGGGAGCGCCCACUUUCUCAAGCCAGCUGUGCGCCGAUGCGCUUGUUGUGUUGAAGCACAAACAUCACUUGGCAUCUGGAAGAGAACAUUUGAUUUUAUAAAGACAUUUGAACGUG